Messenger RNA from Lycium barbarum (goji berry), 2056 nucleotides. RefSeq lists its product as uncharacterized. The transcript has 10 exons. NCBI's taxonomy places the organism in Eukaryota, Viridiplantae, Streptophyta, Magnoliopsida, Solanales, Solanaceae. The record is from RefSeq and is a predicted model, not a curated record. The coding region runs from base 308 to 2056 and encodes 582 amino acids.
UACUAUUCUAAGACCUUUUCAGUGUAUCAGAUUUUCUCAUAGUUUCGAGUUUGUUUAGUAAUUUGUUAUUUAUUAUAUAUUUAGGUAAAGAAGGUUCAAACCAGAUUUUGUACUUACACCAACAUCAAAGCUAUUGAGCAUAUAAAGUUGCGAUUAAAGUCUAAGAAGCAAUUGCAGAUGUUUAGGGAGUCCCCAUUUGGAUAUUUUCUUGAUUUAUCGAAUAUCAAGGUUCACCCACAACUCAUUCGCAACUUGAUGUAUGCGGAGACUGAUAAUUAUAGAGAUGAUAUGUUUAUCAUCAAGUUGAAUGGAGAAGAGCUCUUUUGGGAUAAGAGAGUUUGCCAUUAUCAGUGGUUUGAAAUGCAGCAUGCCGAGUGAAUUUGUUCCGGACCAUAAUUCACCAAAUAGGUUAAUGAAUAGUUACUUUCCCAAUCAACAAAGAGUACUAAAGAGUGAGUUGAUAAGUUUUUAUGAAGGAAGCAUUUGUGUGGGUGAUGAUGAUCUUGUAAAAAUCUCCAUUUUGUAUUUUAUUAGCACAUUCCUAUUCUCAACUGAGCCUUCCAAAUCUUACGUAUCUAGGCUGCACUUUGACUUAGUUGAGAGUGGUGAAUAUAGGAACUAUCCUUGGGGAAAUGAUUGUUUUAACGAAACACUUGCUUCUGUUAGUCACCAAUUGAGUGGUGAUCUAUCGUAUUAUAGGGAUGGGGGCUUUCCACUUGCUUUGCAGGUUUGGUUUUAUGAAUGUUGCUCGAAGGUUGAUCCUUUUGUUGCUACUCGUAUUCGAAACCACAUUCCUCGUAUUCUUAAUUUGCAAACAUCCCAAGAUAUAUUGUACUUUGACUAUCUGAAGAGGGGGAUGUUCAAAACUUAUGGGAAUCAGGUGGUUUUUUCCAACAUCACACCAGCAAACGAUGAAUUGCCACUUCUCACUGAGUUACCAGAUGUGCCACGACCACGUACUACCACAAGUGAUACACCAUCUGUACAUGGUUCUGAGUUUGAGGCAUUGAAGAAUGAGGUUGUAAAUGUUCGUGAAGAUUUGAAACUAUUGCAGAAGAAGGUAGAGGAUGAUUUUAAACAGUUGAAGCAACACUUGGAUAAAUCAAUAUUGGACAUAGUUACAGAGAUCAAGUCCUUACAUGGCAGGCAGAUGGAAAAUAAUGAAUAUGAGAUGGAAAAAAGAACCUAUAGUGGUGACCAGAAUGACAAGUAUCAUGACAUACAAGCUGAGGUUGAUGAACAAGCGGCUAAGGGUGCGGUUGGUGGGCUUGAUGGAAGUGUGCCAAUAUCUGGUCAAGCUGCAGUAUAUUUAAAGACCCAAACUGGUAUGCAUGCUGGAAUUGGUGAAGCAUGUGAUAAUGAUCGAGAUGAUCUAGAAGCAUUGAAGAGUCUACAUGAUCAAGAAGAAUUGAAGAUUCAAGUUGGUGUGCAUGAUGGGUUUGAUGGAGCCGGUGAUAAUUGUCUAUUUCAUCAAGAAGCCUCAAUGAUUCAUACUGAACAUGUUCCUAAUUUAGAUACUUCUUUAGAUGAUGUGGUUGUUGGAAUUGAUAAAAUGGGUAGUUUCUACAAUUCUGUCUCCAAAACCCCUACUCUAGAUGAUAUUGAAUUUCCUGCAUAUAGCGAGACCCAGAUUGUUGCGAUUGAAAAGAGUUACUAUUCUAACAAUGUCACUCCUGAACAACAGCCAAGACUCAGAAAGACUGGAAAAUACAAAUCAUCUCCAUAUGUUGGUUUUAGUUCAGCUGGCAGCAGCUCGGGUAAAUCACCUAUAUAUUUCAACACAAAACAUCCUUUUGCAAAUUACAAUGGAUUCGAAGUUGAUGAUGCACUGCUCAAUGAAUUUACAUCUUGGGUAUAUGCUAAAGUCUCUAAACGGAAGAACAGAAUUUCAGCAUACACUUUAAAGGACAACAAGAUUGUCAAUCCUUAUGAUUUGGGAGUUCAGAAGGUUGACAAAAUGGAGUGGUUCUACAAUGUCAUUCAAACUGGAAAAGCGUGGGAAGACUCGGAUAUGUAUGUGGCCAUUGUUGGCACAAGUGCUAUGUGGAUUAUAUGA